AUGUCGGGGACACAGCAAAAAGCAAUCGCCAUCACAGAGCUCAAGAAGCCCGUCGUGAACAUCCAACGUCCCGUACCCUCCCCACAGCAAGGCGAAGUCCUCAUCAAAGUCAAAGCAGCUCAUCUCCUCCCCCAUGACUCCUACAUGCGCGACCUCGGCCUCUUCGUAGGCGACAAACUCCCCUGGGUCCUCGGCGGCGACGUCGCCGGCACAAUCGAAGAGAUCGGUCCCUCGACCUCCACGACCUUCAAAAUAGGCGACCGAGUCACCGGCAUCUGCGUUCCUGUGGACUCCAACACCCCUGACUCAGCAGCCGCUCAAGAGUACUGCAUUCUGAAAGUCGACGGCAUGGCAAAAGUCCCGGAUUCGUAUAAGAAAGAAGACGCCGUAACCAUCCCGCUAAACCUCAUCACGACCUUCAUGGCGCUCUUCACAGAAGACUACGGCUUCGCCUGGCCACCUCCCUGGGAGAAAUCGACCACCACCUUCGAUCCCACCGCCCAAACCCUCAUCAUCGUAGGCGCCGGCUCCAACUGCGGCAAAUUCGCUAUUCAGUUCUCAAAACUCGUCGGAAUCGGCCGCAUCAUCGCCAUAGCCGGGCCCUCCAACGAAGCCGAAUUGAAGAAACUCGGAGCAACGCACUUCAUCGACCGCCACGCCUUGCCCGAAGCCAUCAAAUCCCAAAUCCAUGCCAUCGUGCCCAAGGACGACAUCACCGCCGUGUACGACUGCUACAACUGGACGUUCGAGCUCGGGCUCUCGCUCAUCUCAAGCAGCAAACCCGCCCGCUUGGCGGUCUUGCACCGGGUCGAUGGCGCGGAGAUCGCGAAGACGUAUCCGAAUGUAAGGGCGGGGACGGUGAGGUGCUCGAAUGAGAAUCUUGGACCGCAUAAGGGCGAGUUUUGGAGGCAGUUGCCGGGGUGGUUGGAGAGGAGUGAGAUUUUGCCGGCGGAGUGGAAGGUUGUUGGCGGGUUGGAGGCUGUGGAGGAGGUUAAUGCGGUGUUGGAUGAUUAUCGAGAUGGGAAGGGGGGUGCGCAGGGGCUUGUGCUUCCAUGA
Messenger RNA from Zasmidium cellare ATCC 36951, 1056 nucleotides. RefSeq lists its product as uncharacterized. Gene Ontology annotation, molecular function: oxidoreductase activity, acting on NAD(P)H. The transcript is spliced from 2 exons. The record is from RefSeq and is a predicted model, not a curated record. The coding region runs from base 1 to 1056 and encodes 351 amino acids. NCBI's taxonomy places the organism in Eukaryota, Fungi, Ascomycota, Dothideomycetes, Mycosphaerellales, Mycosphaerellaceae.